This is a messenger RNA of Perca flavescens (yellow perch), 889 nucleotides long. Its product is annotated as low affinity immunoglobulin gamma Fc region receptor II-a-like. NCBI's taxonomy places the organism in Eukaryota, Metazoa, Chordata, Actinopteri, Perciformes, Percidae. Gene Ontology annotation, cellular component: external side of plasma membrane. The transcript has 5 exons. Gene Ontology annotation, molecular function: transmembrane signaling receptor activity. The record is from RefSeq and is a predicted model, not a curated record. Gene Ontology annotation, biological process: cell surface receptor signaling pathway; immune response. The coding region runs from base 29 to 889 and encodes 286 amino acids.
CAGUAACGUCUCUCUGGUCUCUGCAGUGAUGACUAUGUUGUUGCUGCUCGUCGCACAAGUUGACUUCAAUUACUCUCAAAAAGCUGAUGCAUCUUUUCCUCGGGUUGUUCCAAACAAACAGCAGCACUUUGAAUAUGAGUCCAUAGUUGUCAGCUGUGAGAGACUGGAGGGACUGACUGGAUGGAGAGUGAUGAGGAAGAUUAAAGGAGUUAUUAAAACAUGUUCUUCUACCUGGUCGACAUCGACAGGACCUUGCACAAUUAAUAAUGCCUUUCCAGCGAUUGACAGUGGAGAAUACUGGUGUGAAAUGGGAGUAAAGACAAGCAACACUGUCAACAUCACAGUCACUGCUGGCUCUGUGAUCCUGGAGAGUCCUGUCCUUCCUGUGAUGGAGGGGGAAGCUGUGACUCUGAGCUGCAGACAGAAGCAGACGUUCACCAAUCUCACCACUCAAUUCUUUAAAGAUGGUCACCUUAUGGUGAAGAGCUCUACAGGAAUCAUGACUAUCAAUGUUUCCAAGUCUUUCGAAGGACUCUACAAGUGCAGAAUCCCUGGAGUUGGAGAAUCACCAGAGAGCUGGCUGGCUGUCAGAGCUGAUUCUACGCCUCAACCUUCCCCUCAGCUCUCUCUGCUGUUCUACGUCGGUAUUGCGGUUUUCUUGGUGGCUUUGCUGCUGUUGGUUGGAUUACUGCACUAUAGGAAACAUCAAACAAUCACCAGAGCGUCUUCCCUGGUGUGCUCUCCUCCGUCUUCUAUGUGUCUCUUCUCAUACUCUCAAGCCUCCCUCAUGUUCUCCAUGGCCUCCUCCUUCUCCCAUCUGCCUCCCCCACUUUCUGUUCUGCCCUUUUUAUCUAAGGGCCAAUCAACCCCUUCUCUCACUCCCAGGUGA